CAAAACUUAAUGCUGUCUAUUUCAAAGAAACUAGUCUGUCUGUGUCAGUGUGAGCAGAAACAUAGCAGGGUUAGGCCAGUAUCGAGGUGGGUCUGCUCAGAACGAAGAAAUAUCUCCUGCUCUUUCUCACACAGAUUCAGAGAAAACAAGACUACAUUGUGACCAAACAUUUUUCUCUUUCACUUUGAGCAGUAAAAUGGCUGAAGGUGGAGGUUUACUGGAUCAGGACCAGUUCAGCUGUGCGAUCUGUCUGGAUCUACUGAAGGAUCCGACGACCAUUCCCUGUGGACACAGUUACUGUAUGGGCUGUAUUAAGGGCUGCUGGAAUCAUACUGGUGUCUACAAGUGUCCCCAGUGCCGAAAGACCUUCACCUCAAGGCCUGUUCUGAACAAAAACACCAUGCUGACUGAAGUGGUGGAGAAACUGAAGAAGACAGGAAAUAUACCCAAAUUGAUUGAUGCCUCUGGAAACCUGCAGGAGAACAUCUGCUCUCAUCAUCACAAACAGCUGGAGAUUUACUGUCGUAAAGAUGAGGAGUUUCUCUGCAAUUCGUGCGAUACUAAGGAUCACAAAGGCCACAGAACAGUUUCAGUUGCAACAGCAAGAGCAGAGAAACAGAAGCAGCUGGGGACGACACAGAGUAAAUUCCAGAAGAGAAUCCAGGAGAGAGAGAAGGAGCUGCAGGAUCUGAGACCAACUGUGCAGUCACUCAAGCGCUCUGCACAGGCAGCAGUGGAGGACAGUGAGAGGAUCUUUACUGAGAUGAUCCGCUCCAUUGAGAGAAGGCGCUCUGAGGUGAAAGAGCUGAUCAGAGAUCAGGAGAAGGCUGCAGUGAGUCAGGCUGAAGGAUUCCUGGAGCGACUGGAGCAGGAGAUUGCUGAGCUGAGGAGGAGAGACGCUGAGCUGGAGCAGCUUUCACACACAGAGGAUCACAUCCAUUUCCUCCAGAGCUUUAAGUCUCUCUGUGUCCCUCCUGGACCUGGAGACUUACCCAGCAUCGCUGUCAGUCCACAGGUCUCCUUUGAGGCUGUGAGGAAAUGUGUCUCUGAGCUGAAAAGGCGACUGGAGGACGUCUGCAAGGGGGAAAUGUCUAGGAUCUCUAGGGCAGGCAGAGCAGUGGGUGAUCGUGGCUGCUUUUCUGAAAAGGCGACCUGUUUCCUCUGCAGACAGCCCUUUAGAAAGCCUUUUCGGAGUCCUGACAAACGCUGUAUAUCCUGUAAGAGCGGAAUUUAUGGAUAUGGAGGUUUUUGAGAAAAAUAUAACAUUUUUCAGCCAUUUCACUGCAAAUAUAAUUUAACCAUUUUGUUUCCAAAAAAAACCCCAUUUUGUUACAUUCUAUUGGCCAACCAAUAGAGUGUAGUGCUCCAACAUGCAUUUGUUCUGUUUUAUUGAUAUUGUUUUGUUAUACUGGCCAUUUGCACCUUGUCAGUUAUAAAACAUAUUAAAGGUACAAUAGGUAAUUUUGACUUUAUAAUGGUCAAGUGAGGAAUUGCAGCAACAAGCACCCUCAAACCACAACACUGUUUAUCCCUCCCCCUUCUUUCUGAACACGCUGAUGUCGAAACACCAUUGGCUGUGGCAAUUCGAACCAAUUUUCAACAAAUGAGCUUGAAUUAUUGUACAGUUAUACAAUGUUUUGGUACAGAGUGUCGGGCCAUCAACUGUAUAUUUUGAAUUUAAGGACUAUAAACACAGGCGGAGAGUGAGUCAACAUGUCAGUGAGCCUUUUUCAACGAUAGGAAGGGAUUUACAAUGGUCUACCCGUGAAGCGAUCGUGGAGCUCCAUCUUUGAGGACAGCCCAGCCCAUUGAAGCUCCGUGCAGAAGGUCCUCGUGAGGAGCGUGAGCGUGUCCUUGGCAGAAGUAUGUCUUUGGAACGUGUGACAAUCGACCCCGCCCGCCACAUCUGUGAUUUGCACGGGGCUUCAGACUGACGCUUGGUCGAAAAAAAGGACGUCCCAUUUGCCGAACACAAGUUUCCUCAAUUCCUUCCUUUACUCGUCCCCUCAUCCUUUACUCGCGCCCUUUCCUUGUGUCCUCCACUGGGCGGCGUUCAGGAGAAAGGGAAGGAGGCAAGGAAAGGACGCAAGGGGAUAGAAUAAGCGAUUGGAAUGCGGUAAGCCAGUGUGUUGACCUUUGCCCUCUCUGUGAUCUUAUCUGAGGAUAAUAGCAGGCCACUGCUUUAGAAACACAUGCCUGUAUGAGAUAAAUCUACUCAAGCCUGAUGGUUCUGAUUUUGCUGACUCCGUGUUAGACUCUUAUUAAGCCGUGCACUCAUCUGUUCCUCUGUUUACAGUAACAAUAUUGGUCCUCCUUCAUUAAUGAUGUCAUACACAGUCACAGACACACACACACACACACACACACACACACACACACACACACACCUGCCACGAGGUUAUCCACAACUUGGCCACUGCAACAGAUGCCAACAAAAGACCUGUUGGCCUUGGUCAUUUGUUUGAACAUUGCUAAUAAUAUAACAUCACAUAAUGCUGGUACCUUUUUUGUAGUGUCUUAUGGGGUUAGGGACCUUUUGGUAGCGUUUUACGGGGUUAGGUACAUUUUGGUAGUGUUUUACGGGGUUAGAUACCUUGGCUUCUUCCACCUGGGUUCUAUGGAACAGGGGUAUGUGUCUGGUAGUUCUGUUGGGAUGGGAUUGCGUUUAUUACAGAUUUGUACAUAAGUAGUUUUCCCUAUUUGACAAGCCAUUGGGCAGAUUAUGUUUUGAUUCUCAAGAAUCUAUUUGGAUUUCUGUUGUAGAACAACAUGUUCUGUUUAACCCCAAACAUGAAUUAUGUGAUCAUUUUAUUUUCCUGAAAUAUAUACUCGCCUAUAUAUAGCCCUUAUGAAAUAUGAAACGUGAAAUAUUUCAAUAGCUGUUGUAAUAAUACUGCUUUAUGAACAUUUUCUUGUUUCCUUACUGUUUUUGAAAUGUCCAUUUAUAGCAGCGGAGAGGGUUAAGACUUCAAUAGAAGAAAGAAAUAUAUAUGUGAGGGAAAUAUAGUACUUCUCAAUCAUUAUUACAAUCUAAAUCAUUAUUAAUUAUUACAUUACAUUAUUACAUGCGUUUACACAUACAGCAUUGGGGUCUAACAAUGAGUAAAUGUGAUAUCUGCAAAACAAGAGGUUUCAUAACAACCAUGUAUGAACAUGUCUUCUCUGUGUGAAGACACUUCCUGACUAAUCACAGUAAUGAGGUUAUAUUUCUCCUGAAGCUGACGAUAGUCUUGGAGAAGCACACAGAACACAUUGUCAUAUGGGAGUAUCAGGAUGUAUUCAUGUCAUUUCUUCUGAUUGCUUGUUGUGUUCCAAACCCUUCACUCAGAGCUGUAUGUGAACAAUGUGCUUCCAAACACACAGGUUUGAUUCCUUAUUUUUGUAAAUAGCAUUAAAUUGAAGAAUAUAAAUAUGAAUAUAAUAUGCUUACCUCCUUAAACUUUUCCUCCCUGAUCUAUAUGUUUUGUUGUAAAAUUAUGCAAAAAUAAAAUAAUUAAAGGA
Molecule: messenger RNA, 3501 nt
Organism: Conger conger (European conger)
Lineage: Eukaryota; Metazoa; Chordata; Actinopteri; Anguilliformes; Congridae
Product: E3 ubiquitin-protein ligase TRIM47-like
Exons: 4
Coding region: 197-1252 (351 amino acids)
Molecular function (GO): zinc ion binding
Source: RefSeq, a predicted model, not a curated record